AUGCGAAAUGAUUCGAUAACGAGUACAAGUCGGUUAUCGUCGCCCGAGCAGUUAUUUCAGACGAAAAAAGCAAUCUUGUUAACCCUUGGACAAUGUCUUUUACAAUAUGGAAGCCCGUGCCAUCGUGUGGAAGACACGCUACGGCAUGCGGCCAAAAUGCUGGCUAUUGAAGCAUCUUUUUCAAUCGUCCCUGAUCUUGUUCUGGUUUCGAUGGCGAAAACAUACCACCAUGACGAUACUAGCAAAACCUUGACUAUCAAAUCGGCACAGAGCUUCGAUACAGGCAAGCUCGUGCGAGUGACCAAAACCAUGAAUAAUCUAUACAAAGGGGAUCUGAGUCUAGAAGACUGCUUGGCUUCCUUGCAUGAAAUCAUUGAUUCGCCAGCAACAUGUGGUAACUUCGCUGUCUGCUUUUCCUUUGCUGCCAUUGGGUUUUCUGCAUCGGUGUGCAUGUUUAAUGGUUCUUGGCUUGACGCCUCGCUUGCCGCCGGAUUGGGUCUUAUUGUGGCAGUACUAUUUAUUGCAUCGAUGAAUUUCCCGGUCUAUGGUCCCGUGUUUGAAGUUUCAGCGUGUAUCAUCGUCGGUAUUUUCGGCAGAGUCUUGCAUGACUAUGUAUGUUUCUCCAAAGUCGCGGUAUCGUCAAUAUUGAUCUUGCUGCCAGGAUAUGGAAUGACCAUGGCAGUGAUGGAAAUAUCUGCACACCAAGUAACAACAGGUGCCAUCCGACUCAUCUACGCUGUCAUCUAUGCGUUUAUGCUAGCCUAUGGCUUGCAAAUUGGAAGCAGCGUGUAUAUGGCAAUCAAUCCAAGCAUCCAAGACGAAGGUACCUGUGGUGAUCCCAUUUCCCCCUGGUUCUACCUACUACUAUUCCCAGUUAUGAGCAUAUCAAUUGGUCUGGCGUAUGGUUCAUCAAGACAUCAAUGGGCUACCCAAACAGCCUGUGCAGCCAUUGGCUUUUGUGUUCUCUAUUUUCUGGGCAAAAUCGUGACAGAUGCACAGAUACUGAGUACGAUAGCAGCAUUCGCUAUGGGGUUGUACGCCAAUUUUGCACUGAAAUUGACGGGUGAUCCGCCGUUAGCGCCACUCUGUGUUGGCAUUACACUGCUUGUUCCUGGAAGUAUCGGUGUGCGAGAUGCAUUUGCAUUAUUGCAUCAGAAUGAUCUGAGCCAAGGACUCUAUCCAAUCCACAUGCUUCGGAUCGCACUCGGUCUAUCUGUUGGCUUAUAUGCAUCGGCAAUGAUUGUUUAUCCCACGGGCAAAUUACGCUCGUUGUAUAUUUCUUUGUAG
Messenger RNA from Zychaea mexicana, 1287 nucleotides. RefSeq lists its product as uncharacterized. Lineage: Eukaryota; Fungi; Mucoromycota; Mucoromycetes; Mucorales; Lichtheimiaceae. The transcript is spliced from 5 exons. Gene Ontology annotation, biological process: transmembrane transport. The coding region runs from base 1 to 1287 and encodes 428 amino acids. The record is from RefSeq and is a predicted model, not a curated record. Gene Ontology annotation, molecular function: transmembrane transporter activity.